AUGAAACUAGGAGUUUUCGUUACGACACUCUUCGCUGCCCUGGUUGCUUGUGCUGCUACAACUAUCGAUCAUGACAAGAUCGAACCAUUUCCUCAGCCCAAGCCGGUCACGAUGUCUGAAAAGGCUGCCAUCAAGUUCAAGCCGCAAUUGUUCACUUCAAUAAAAACCGUUUGCGCGCCUUUUCCUGCCGUAAAUGCUGCCGGUGACGUCACUGGCGGGCUUAAGGGAACGAAUGGAAACGAUGCGUGCAGAUUCGCUCGCAAGGGAUCACAGGUCUACGGUCGAGCUGGGUGGCACAAGGACAUGUGGGCCAUCAUGUACGCUUGGUACUUCCCAAAAGGCUUUUGGAUGGAUUUCCCUACGAGACGUCAUGACUGGAAGAACGUUGUUGUGUGGAUCGACAAUCCUGACUUGGAAUCUCCGAAGAUUGUAGCGGUCUCCAUGUCCAAAUCUGGAAGGUCGUAUCACACGGAAGAUCAAUCGGGAGGUCUAAUCUCCCGUUCAUUUUUUAAUGGAUUUGACAGAACAUCGCUCCGGUUUCACUACCAGACUGAUUUGGGAUCCCCGUAUUUGAACUUCGCCUGGUGGGGAGGUGAGUAUCAGGAUUUGAUCAUGUGGGAACAACUAACGGAUCCGGCUCGCGUGGCUUUAAACGACAUCUAUAAUUUUGGUGAUGCCGAGGUCCCGUUCAGUGAUAAUAACUUCGAAGACUACCUCGACAAGGCGUGGCCAUUCUAG
Molecule: messenger RNA, 738 nt
Organism: Phytophthora nicotianae INRA-310
Lineage: Eukaryota; Oomycota; Peronosporomycetes; Peronosporales; Peronosporaceae
Exons: 1
Coding region: 1-738 (245 amino acids)
Source: RefSeq, a predicted model, not a curated record